GUAUUCUUGUAUGCCUACGCGACGUACUUCGCCGUGGCGAACGCGACCGUGACGAUCUGUCUCUCUAGCUCUCUCUAGCACUAUGUUUGUUCUAUCAGAACGAUUGCCAUGACCUCCAAACCUGGCAGGCAGAUGUGAUAUCUUGGCAAACAUGGCCACAAUAUUUAAUGAUGUGUAUUGGAGGCAGGCGUGGGUGAAUAAUGAUAUCAGUUUUCACCGAUCAGAAGUCAAUCCAAGUCUAGUGAAGUACAUCGCUGAACUGACGGCGGGGCUAGAAAAAUGCCAGAUAUUUGUUCCCUUGUGUGGAAAGUCAAAAGACAUGAAAUGGCUCGCAGAUCAAGGUCACACAGUAGUUGGAGCCGAGCUGUCAACGUAUGCAAUUGAAGCUUUCUUCAAGGACAACAAAUUAGACUUCACCACCAGUCGUGUGCAAGGAUUACGUGAUGCUGAUUUGUACAAGAGUAAGGAUGGCUGCAUUAACAUUUAUAAAUCAAAUAUUUUCGACCUCAACAAAGAUACCAUCGGAGAGUUUGACUGCAUUUGGGACCGCGCUUCACUAGUUGCCCUACUUCGAGAAGACAUCCACAGAUACGCUGACCUGAUGAGGUCGAUACUUAAACCGAUGGGAAGGUGUCUCCUUGAAACUGUGGAAUAUGAUCAGAGUAAAAUGCAUGGUCACCCAUUUUCAACACCGUUCAAAACAGUGGAACAACUUUAUGCAUCGGGUUGGGACAUCAAAUCUCUGGAAGUGCUGGACUUGACAAACGAUUUAUGGCGAAAGGAAGGGGUGGAUGCUGUGUCAGGAACAAUAGCCUUGCUCACCAAGAAGUGACAGGCACCAUUACAGAGCUGUUCGAGUUUCAGAUUUGCUAAUGAUGGCGUCGAAAGAGCUCGAUAAGUAGUAGAAAUGGAUCACAAAGUUUCCUUUUGUAUAAGAAGAAGUUUAUCAUACGAUGGAGACCCACCCCAAACGGAUUGUGGAAUAUAAAUAUGAGAAGGGAAAUAAAUUAUCAUAGAGUUACUGAGACAUGCUUGGUUAGAAAACCUCGGAAUAUUCAUUUUGCCUAUUAUUUUGCUCGACACGUCCGAAUGGCAUCAACGUGAUUCUGAAAUUCAGGUUGGACUUUAUCAGUAAUGCCCAGGAAUUCUCUCUUUUUUUUGCACUUUUAUUUCAAGCCAAUGCCACUCAAGGAACCGUUUAUAUUUUGUUUUUCUGUGAAACCUGUAAACACCAAGAACUUUUAAUGGACUGUAAAAACAAGGACUAAUUUAUGGACCACAACCGGAGAACGGUCGACCUUUUUCAGAGUGACAGUCUUGACUUCUGGCACUACACGAGUCUUACGAUUGUCGUCUCAAUUUCCGAUGUCGGCAAGACAAACAGCACGUUUACGAAAUUCCUAUAUACGAGCGGUUUCUCUCUGUGUGAUUAAAGCCUUUGCCAUACAGGACUAGAACCUAAGCCUACUAGUUGGACCAAUAAAAAAAUAUUCCUUGUUGUUCUAUAAGAUUCGUUGAGGUUACCUGAAUUACCUCAUCCCGUAUAUUGAUUACAGUACUGUCAUUCAUUAGGGUUGAGGCUACUACAUGUAUUUUAAACUUGUAUACGGUCAAAACUGCUUUUAUUGCCCAUUUCUGUAGCGCUUUUGCUUUUCCCUUGAUGCAUUUGCUUCUCCCGUGACAGUUGUGUGCCACCGUUAAAACCUGAGUGUGUGUAAUGAAGUUACUUGCCUUAAGGGUUACUGGGAGCGCUCUGGUUCCUGUAAGGUUUAUAUUCCCUCGGAUAAAUCGACCCUGGUAGUGAGGAUUAUUAUCCACGUACUCAACGUACAUUACCACUGUAGUGUGUAUCGUUGGCAAUAGUCUAGCUUAUGUUAGAGUUGCCAGGUGAUUUGGUUUACCACGUGAGGUUUACUGGAUUGCCUUGUGAGGUGUAUUGUAUAAAUAAACCUUAGUGUGUUUUGAUAUGCCUCGUUGGUUUAUGUUUUUAAUAAACCUAUUGCACUGAUUAGUUGUCCUUCAAA
Messenger RNA from Acanthaster planci (crown-of-thorns starfish), 2024 nucleotides. Its product is annotated as thiopurine S-methyltransferase-like. Lineage: Eukaryota; Metazoa; Echinodermata; Asteroidea; Valvatida; Acanthasteridae. Gene Ontology annotation, molecular function: thiopurine S-methyltransferase activity. The record is from RefSeq and is a predicted model, not a curated record.